AUGAGAGCGUUUCUCUACUCUCAGGAUGAAAACAUGUGGAAUGUUGUUGAGAAUGGAUGGGAAUACCCAACCAAGUCCGAAGAGUCAAAGAAAGUGGAAGGGUCAUCUGCAAGAAUUCUUAAACCUAGAAAGGAAUGGACAGAAGAGGAAGUUCGUAACAUAAAUUGUGAUUUUAAGGCUAGAAAUUCACUAUUCACAGCCUUGUCCAAAAAGGAGAGAAUGAGAAUUAGUCAUUGUGACACAGCCAAAGAAGCUUGGGACUUGCUUCAAGUCACGUAUGAGGGAAACAAGAAGGUUAGAGGUCAGAAGCUUCAAAGACUUGUAUUGGAAUUUGAAAACAUGACCAUGGAGGAAGAUGAAUUGGUUGAUGACUUUCAUGCUCGACUUCUCAAUGUUACAAGCCAAUGCCGCAGCCUUGAUGAUCCAUUUGAGGAGCACCGAAUUGUCAAGAAGUUUCUCAGGGCUCUUCCUUCAAAAUUCCAAGCCAAGCAGAUUGCCAUCGAGGAAGCUCAAGACCUUGACACAUACACUUUGGAUGAACUGGUAGGAAAUCUCAAAACUUUUGAGAUGCGACUCAAACCUGAAAAGAAGGUAAAAAGUGUUGCAUUUUCUUCUAUCAAAAAGAAAGAAGUUAUUGAUGAUUCUGUUGAUUUAGCCUUGCUAACUAAAGAAUUUAAGAAUUUUUUGAAAAACAAAAAUUCUUCAGGGACUUCGAAAAAACUUUCUAAUUCAAAGAGGGAUCAAAUGUCUGAAAAUCGUUUUGACAAAAAUCCAAAGUACAAUUUGCGUGGUAACAAGGCAUUAAAGUCUACUUGGAGUGACAGUGAUGAUAACACUCAAUCCGAUGGUGAAGAGGUAAAUCUUGCUCUUACUUCCUCCUUUAAUUCUGAAUUGUCUGAUGUUUCUGAUUUAGAAGAUGACUUUUUUGAUGAAGAAACAAAUGAAAAAUGCAAGCAAUUGUACAAUGCCUCAAGAAUUGUUCUUAAGAAAAAUAAUAAACUCAAAGAGGAAAUUGAAUUCUUAAGGAACGAACGAACUGACCUUGUUGAUAAGAUUAAAGUUUUGCAGGGAAAGUCCAAGUCUCAAGACUGGAACAAGGAGCAUGAGGAGCUUAUUAACAAAAUCAAGGUUUUGCAGGAAGAAUUAUUGAGGGUCAAGGAGAGCUUUAACAAAUUCUCUAUAGGGUCUGAAAAAGUCUCUAAGAUGAUGGGAAUUGGCAAAGCCUAUGGUAAUAAGGAAGGAUUAGGAUAUAAUGGUGAGUCAUGCAAACCUUUGAUUUUUGUAAAAAGUGUGGAAGGUGAGAGCUCAUCAAGCAAUUCACAAAGCUCUAGUGACAAACCAUCUGGCUCCAAGUUGGCUGAAAGAACAGAACCUCAUAAAGUCAUUCAUUCACAUCAGAAAAAUCUUUCGGUAAGUUCUGACAAGCGCACCUCUGUGCGUCAGCCUAGUUCCAGCAAUGAGUUUGAACAUGUGGAAGCCACUUGUCUUGUGGCUUUGACUGCACUUGCAGAUAAGAAAGGUGAUGUUUGGUACAUUGAUAGCGAUUGCUCAAGACACAUGACCGGUGAAAAGAGUUGGUUUGUGUCCUUUUCCAGUGAGUUUACAAGUGGAUUAGUCACUUUUGGAGAUGGAAAAAAGGCAACGGUAAUGGGUAAGGGAACGACAUGUUUGAAAGCCAAGACAUCAAAUGAUGUUCUUGAACUCUGGCAUAGGCGUCUGGGGCAUGUAAAUUUUCAAGACUUGCUGAAACUUUCACACAAGGAAAGUGUAAGAGGUAUGCCUUCUCUGAGUGGUAAGCCAGACAAGAUGUGUGACGGUUUCAAGGCAGUUGAUAACUUCUCACGUUUUACUUGGGUAAAUUUCCUUGGAGAGAAGAGUGAUACAUUUGAAAGCUUUAAGGGAUUGUGCAAAAGAAUAACAAAUGAAAAACAUUCCUCAAACUUAUGCAUUGUUAGAGUUAGGACUGAUAAUGGAACUGAAUUUAAAAAUGCUUUGUUUGCUGAUUUUUUCCUUGAGCAUGGAAUUUCACAUGAGUUUUCAGCUCCAAUUACCCCACAACAGAAUGGUGUAGUUGAGAGAAAGAACAGGGUAUUGCUAGACAUGGGAAGAGUGAUGCUACACUCAGCUGGACUUACUCCAAACCUUUGGGCCGAAGCAAUUAGCACCGCUUGCUAUACUGCAAAUCGUGCAUUUUUGAGACCAGAUACUACCAAAACUCCAUAUGAGCUAUGGAAAGGUAAGAAACCCAAUGUAAGUCAUCUUCGUGUCUUUGGCUCUCCUUGCUAUAUUUAUAGAGAUAGAGAAUAUCUAGGUGAAUUUGAUGCUAGGAGCGAUAAAAGCAUAUUUCUUGGUUAUUCUUUGGAUAGUAGAGCUUACAGGGUGUACAACAAGCAAAUCUGGUCUGUAAUGGAAUCCUAUAAUGUAUCUAUUGAUGAUUGUGCUGUGAGUACUGUUCAGGUUAAUCUAGAUGAGGAUCAACCUUCAGGAAGCCGAGUAAAUGUGGAACUGAAUGAAGAAACGGAUGAUUCAUCAAAUGAUCCUAUUUUUGAUCCUCCACCAGUUCAGAGAACAGGACAAGCUGCAUCCCAGGUUAGUAUUGAUUCUGCUCUUGUUUGUUUUCUGACUGAAAAUGAAGUGAACAUAAACAUAAUUUCCAAUUGUGGUUUUGUCUCACUUAUUGAACCCAAGAAUGUUAAAGAGGCUUUGAAUGAUGAUGAUUGGAUAAACGCCAUGCAUGAUGAAUUGAAUCAGUUUACAAGAAAUGAUGUGUGGUAUCUUGUUCCUAGGCCUAGUGAAUUCAAUGUUAUUGGUACCAAAUGGAUUUUUCGAAAUAAAAGUGAUGAGCAUGGUAAUGUUACUAGGAAUAAAGCUAGGCUUGUUGCUCAAGGGUACACAUAG
Rosa rugosa (rugosa rose) is the source of this 2898-nucleotide messenger RNA. RefSeq lists its product as uncharacterized. NCBI's taxonomy places the organism in Eukaryota, Viridiplantae, Streptophyta, Magnoliopsida, Rosales, Rosaceae. Gene Ontology annotation, molecular function: nucleic acid binding. The transcript is spliced from 8 exons. The record is from RefSeq and is a predicted model, not a curated record. Gene Ontology annotation, biological process: DNA integration. The coding region runs from base 1 to 2898 and encodes 965 amino acids.